This is a messenger RNA of Gekko japonicus, 2795 nucleotides long. It is a transcript of the gene FOXRED2, whose product is annotated as FAD-dependent oxidoreductase domain containing 2. The record is from RefSeq and is a predicted model, not a curated record. The transcript has 8 exons. Gene Ontology annotation, molecular function: flavin adenine dinucleotide binding; monooxygenase activity. The coding region runs from base 169 to 2262 and encodes 697 amino acids. Lineage: Eukaryota; Metazoa; Chordata; Lepidosauria; Squamata; Gekkonidae.
GCAAGAUCUGGCUAUACAUCAACCCUGGAGAAGAUGAAAGAGACAGAGUUGCCUGCAUGAUGUGCCCAGAGAGGCUAGUGCCAGUGAAGCCACCGCUGGAGUUCUCAGUGGAUUGAUUUGACUUCUGCCUUUUUGGCUCUUCCAAGUGCCUUGUCUUUAGGUUUUGCAAUGAACAGAUUUGACUGGUUUGCCCCCGCCAUGCUGCCAUCUGCCUCCAGGUGUGUGCAAGACCUUCUGCUAACCUUUGCAUUCUCUUUGGUCUCUGCUUGGGCAGAUGACCGUCCAGUGUCUCCGCACCAUGACUAUUGCAUCAUUGGGGCUGGCCCCUCAGGAUUGCAGAUGGCCUAUUUUCUCCAACGUGCAGGCCGGGACUAUGUGGUCUUUGAACGUAGCCACAUACCAGGACAUUUCUUUGCCUUGUAUCCCCGCCAUCGCAAGCUUAUCAGCAUCAACAAGCGCUACACAGGCAAAGCCAACCGUGAGUUCAACCUUCGCCACGACUGGAACUCACUACUCAGCCAUGACAGUAGGCUUCUUUUCCGACAUUACUCCCCUGACUACUUCCCUAACGCCGAUGCCAUGGUGCGCUACCUGAGAGACUUUGCUUCCUUGCAAGACCUCCAGGUGCGCUACAACACAUCCAUUACUCAUGUGAUGCUGGAGAAGGACACCAAGGCAUGGAACGGACACUACUUUUUCCUUACUGAUCAGAACGCUCAGCUCUAUAAAUGCAGUGUUCUUUUGGUGGCCACGGGGACAUGGAUUCCUCACAAAGUUAACUUUCCUGGUUCAGAAUAUGUCGAGGGCUAUGAGUCAGUGUCUAUUGACCCAGAGGACUUCGCUGGCCAAUCAGUAUUGAUCCUGGGCCGAGGCAACUCUGCCUUUGAAACAGCUGAGAACAUUUUGGGAGUCACCAAUUUCAUACACAUGGUGAGCCGCUCUCGAGUUCGCCUUUCUUGGGCUACCCACUACGUUGGAGAUCUGAGAGCAAUUAACAAUGGCCUCUUGGACACAUAUCAGCUGAAAUCUCUGGAUGGCCUACUGGAAGGUGACUUGGAAGACCUGGUUCUUGUCAAGGAUAAAAAAGGGAAGCUGCACAUUACCCUUCGCUUUUACCUGGAGAACCACAACAGCAGUGAAGAGUCCGUUACCCUCCCUCAGGACGAGCUGGACAACUUUGCCACUCGGGCACCCUAUGACCGUGCCAUUCGCUGCCUGGGUUGGCAGUUUGACUUCUCCAUAUUUAACAAAUCUGUUGGGCUGAUGCAUGGCAAAGGCAGUAAGAAAAAAUAUCCUUUGAUCAAGCCCAGCUAUGAAGCCAAAGCAACUCGAGGCCUGUUCGUACUGGGCACUGCAAGCCACUCAGUUGACUUCCGCAAAUCUGCUGGAGGCUUUAUUCACGGGUUCCGAUACACAGCUCGUGUCGUCCAUCGUUUAUUAGAAGUCCGCCACCAUGGUGUCCCAUGGCCGUCCUCCACCUACCCCAUUAUUCAGCUAACCAACUCCAUUGUCAAGCGAGUGAAUGAGGCAUCCGGGCUGUACCAAAUGUUCACGGUUCUGGCAGACAUCAUUCUGCUGAAAGAGAAUGCCACUGAAUUUGAGUAUCUGGAAGAAUUUCCGGUCGGAGUCCUGCAAGACCUCGAAUGGCGCACAGGAAGGAAAGUUCAGAAUGGGCUUUUUGUCAUCGUGAUGGAGUAUGGGAGGAACUUUUCUGGCCCCGACAAGGAUGUCUUCUAUUAUAAUCGGGCAGUGGGUGAAGCACAGCAUGCCUGGCAGUCUAAUUUCUUGCACCCUGUCAUUUAUUACUACAAACGACUCCCCACUGAGCGUGAAGUGAGGCUUUGUCCGCCAGACUGGCCCUUGCCCCGCCCAGAUGCCAUCCAUCACAUUGUGGAGGACUUCCUGACCGACUGGACUGCUCAGAAUGCCCACAUCCUCCCUCUGAGACGCUUCUUGGAGAACUGCCUGGGAAUCGACCUGCGCAGGUUCUAUGCAGAGUCCUGUUUCCUCUUUGCACUGACUCGCCAGAAGUUGCCAGUCUUCUGUCAGCAGGGAUACAUGAGAAGACAAGGGCUGAUGGGUAACAAGAGACUUAGACAGCAUGCCGUAGAAGCCGGAUUGCUGGAGGACUAUGCUGCUGUGGACUUUCUAAAAGAGCCAGAAGAGGGCAAUGCACUGUUGCAUGACCACCUGUUGGAAGAUCGCAUGAUGCCAAACCAUCACCUGCAGCAGCAUCUUAUGAGCACCAAGGAUGAACUUUAGCACUCCUUGGUCAAAAUCCACAAGGAACUGUGGUCUUGGUACUGUGACAAAGAUCUGCAGAGGAGCUCCAAGUUCCAUCGUGCACAGAUGCGUCCCUACCUACUCCUUCAUGGGGACCGUGACUUGCCAAAGGUUUGCGUGGGUCUUGCGUGGGAAUUAACAAAAGCAGUCAGUGGGUAAUGCCGAGGCACUCCUUUGCUCCCAUUCACCGCCUGCUGAUGGUGUUGCAUUUCUGUUAUAUGAGCCAAUCUCUGGUGUAUUACACAAGGGAGGAAAAAGUGAUACCCAAAUGACUUUCCCGGGAGUAUUAUUCUUGAUCGCAUGUUUUGUGGUUAUCUGCAAGGGAUGUGUCGUUUAUGGAUGCUGUCUGUAUUGUGUUCUUGCAUAUACUUGCAAAGUGGUAUGUGCAUGAAUGUAUAAGCAACGUGGUGGAAGUGGCUGGGCGAGAGGCGAAAGUGCUGGGAACUUCCCAAGCUGGGAAAUAUGAGCCGCUGCCUCCGUGAGGGACCAGUGUCUCUCAAGGCACUGUAAGC